Brienomyrus brachyistius is the source of this 4858-nucleotide messenger RNA. It is a transcript of the gene cacnb4a, whose product is annotated as calcium channel, voltage-dependent, beta 4a subunit. Bases 153 to 1787 code for a protein of 544 amino acids. Gene Ontology annotation, molecular function: high voltage-gated calcium channel activity; protein binding. Gene Ontology annotation, cellular component: voltage-gated calcium channel complex. Gene Ontology annotation, biological process: chemical synaptic transmission; calcium ion transmembrane transport; neuromuscular junction development. The transcript has 13 exons. NCBI's taxonomy places the organism in Eukaryota, Metazoa, Chordata, Actinopteri, Osteoglossiformes, Mormyridae. The record is from RefSeq and is a predicted model, not a curated record.
AGCAUCGGCCAGCCAAUCAGCAGCCUGGCUGCCUGCUUUGUCAUCGAGCUCUGAUUGAGGAAGGAUUCGCUCUCUUGCUCUGUGUUUGGAAGGCAGAUAGGAUGCCUGGUCAGUACAGCCUCCAGGGAUAAAGCUGCUGCCCUGUGAUGUGAAUGAACAGCAGCAGCUCGCUCAGGAGGAAGCACGGCACAUCUCUCCGCGCAGGCCCAGGGACACCGCACCAGGCCUUUUCCUUGCUGAUUUCUGCUGAAGGGGGGGUCAUUGCAGUCCAGCUUUUUUCGUUGCUCAUCACCCUUGUUUUUUUGUGCUGUUUGGAAUAUUGGCCCUCCAUGUACGACAACUUGUACCUGCAUGGAUUUGAAGACUCGGAGGCGGGCUCAGCUGAUUCCUACACUAGCAGACCAUCAGACUCAGAUGUCUCUCUGGAGGAGGAGCGUGAGGGUGGACGGCAGGAGCGUGAGCAGCAGGCUGCCCUGCAGUUGGAGAGGGCCAAGGCCAAAGCAGUGGCCUUUGCUGUGAAGACCAAUGUUUCUUACUGUGGUGCCCUGGAUGAGGAAGUCCCUGUAGCAGGAACCGCCAUCUCAUUCGAUGCUAAGGACUUCCUCCAUAUCAAAGAGAAGUACAACAAUGACUGGUGGAUCGGCCGACUGGUGAAGGAGGGCUGUGAGAUCGGCUUCAUCCCCAGCCCUCUCAAACUGGAGAACAUCCGCAUCCAGCAAGAGCAAAAGCGGGGGCGCUUCCACGGUAAGUCCAGUGGGAAUUCCUCCUCCAGUCUAGGAGAGAUGGUUUCAGGUACUUUCAGACCCACCCCUCCCUCUGCAGGAAAGCAGAAACAGAAGGUGACUGAGCACGUUCCUCCCUACGACGUGGUGCCCUCCAUGAGGCCCGUGGUUCUGGUCGGACCCUCCCUGAAGGGAUAUGAGGUGACAGACAUGAUGCAGAAAGCACUCUUUGACUUCCUGAAGCACAGGUUUGAUGGCAGGAUAUCCAUUACAAGAGUCACAGCAGACAUUUCACUUGCGAAGAGAUCUGUCCUGAACAACCCUAGCAAGAGGGCCAUCAUCGAAAGGUCCAACACCAGGUCCAGUCUAGCGGAGGUCCAGAGUGAGAUUGAGAGAAUUUUUGAGCUUGCAAGAUCCUUGCAGUUAGUAGUGUUGGAUGCUGACACCAUUAACCACCCAGCACAGCUACUGAAGACCUCCCUGGCCCCAAUUAUUGUGCAUGUCAAAGUCUCCUCUCCCAAGGUCCUCCAGCGGCUCAUUAAGUCCCGGGGGAAGUCGCAGAGUAAACAUCUGAACGUGCAGCUGGUGGCGGCGGACAAGCUGGCCCAGUGCCCCCCGGAGAUGUUCGACAUAAUUCUCGAUGAGAACCAGCUGGAGGAUGCCUGUGAACAUCUGGCUGAAUACCUAGAAGCCUAUUGGCGUGCCACCCACACUUCAAGUAGUACCCCUUUGAACCCCUUACUGGGCCGAAACCUGGGCUCCACGGCACUUUCCCCGUACCCCAGCGCCAUCUCUGGGCUGCAGGGCCAGAGACUGAGACAUGCCAACCAUACGGGCGACCACUCGCCCAUCGAACGGCGCAGCCUGGUGACCGCCGAUGAGAACUACCACAAUGAGCGCGCACGCAAGAGCCGCAACCGCCUGUCCUCCGGCUCACAGCACAGCCGGGACCACUACCCCCUGGUGGAAGAGGAGUACCACGACCCGUACCAGGACACAUACAAGCCACACCGCAACCGCAGCUCCCCCGGGGGCUACAGCCACGACUCCAGGCACAGGCUCUGAGCGGGCCCUCUGGACCGCCCCGGGCCUCCCGCCUCGCCAACCCAGUACCACGGAGCCGAGAUGGCCCCCGUCCAGUCGUGUCAGUCUAUCCGUACACGUGAUGCAGCCUUUCCCUCUGGCACUGGUUCCUGUCCACACAGCAAACAAAUCUGCAAGCCCAAUCUGGACGCGUCUGUAUUGACACAGUGACACCAAACCGAUCGAAAGCAAAGGGAAGGCGGCUUAGAUGGCGGCGAGAGAGAAGGCGAGGCUGCGCUCACCUCGCUGCGGCUUCAGGCGUCAUGAGAGAUUUGGUGCCCGCUAGGCGCGUCCAAGCGGCACGGGGCUCCCCUGCGUCCGCAGAGCCGGCCGCCGCCGUGUCCCGCCGCACCACGAACCAGUGCCAGCAUGCGAAAAGCGCACACAAAACACAGCGGGCACCCGACCUUUUGCACGUUUACGGGGUCGGUGGGGACGGAGCAUGACACAUUGGUGAUGUCCUUCAUUGAAUUGGUCGGCCUCGCUGGCUGGCGCGUCCCGAGACCCAGAGGUUUGGGUUUCCCAGUGUAAUAUCAAUGGUUGUGACCCUUCUAUCGCCCUUAGUUUCCAUAUUCUCUGCCCAGUGACACCUAGUGCUAAUGGGGAUGCGCGCAGGUUUUGAGAGAGCCCUUUUUCCUACCUUUCCUCACCACGGGGCAGCUUUUUCCAAGCGGGAUACCCAGCGACAUACAGGUUUUGCCGACUGGCCCACGCUCCAUCUCCAUGUUCCCACUGAGGACAGGGCAGACCCUUCCUCUGCAUCGCAUCACACAGACGUCAGGAUUCAUAAGAUGCUCAUAGAGGGGAUAAAUACAAGGUAGCUCAUUGUAACGGAGGUUAGGCAUCACUUCAUAUGCCUUUCUGAGCUCGAUGUGCUCAGAACCUGCCUAGGGGACAUCUGCUGGUCUUUCCCAUGGAGUGAGUUAAAGUCAGACUGAUACUCUCGCUGGCCUGUAAUUUAUAACUGCUACCUGUUGGUGUUGUGUGCUGUUUGCAUCAUACUAUGUUCACUAUAUGCCUGGCAUUUCCCCAACAUACAGAACAUGACAUUACCGUUAUUAAAAAGUAAAAGGGUUAGAGGUGGACACACUGUCAGAGGAAACAGUUUCUCCCCCAAGGUAGAAGGUCAAUCAGAAUGUACCUUUUCUGCAGCAGUGUCACUUUGUACCUGUUUAUACAAUGUUGUUUUACAUGGCGCUGCUCUCUCAAGCCUAGCACAGCAUUCUGGCCCCAGAUCCAACCUUUUUCAGUGAAACGUCACAAUGCUACCAUGAUCAAAGAGUAACACAGGAGUAAUAUGAUGUUUGCCUGCUCGUCCUGUCUAUGUGAAGCAUCUUCUCGGUGGUAAUGAACAGGUUUUUGAAUACCUUUAUUUGACAGAUAGCACUCAUCACUGUAUCAAACGUGGAAGGUGCUUAAAACACUUUUCAUCGGUUUUGGAUCUGCUUUUGCUGUUGAAUAUACAGAGAUUUACAGCAUCUCACAGCUUUCCAUCAUCUUUUGUAAGUUCAAAAACAUAACGGGAAACAAAAAGUUUACUUUCUAAGAUGGAGGAGUUGGUACUUAGCACCAUUUUGCCUGGGUUGCAUUUUUGUUGUAAUAUUCCCAAACUUUGUUUGUACUUUGCUUUUUUGUGACUAUAUUUCGAAGCCUCGUUGAAGUCUUCCAUGUCCUGCUUGUAACUUAGUAAAAAUUUGUCAAAAGCUGUUGUAGCUACAGGAAUCUUCUUCUCAGUUUAAGUGUCAUUAUCUUCUGGUUAAAUUACGACCAAUAUUAUUAGUGCUUAUGGAAAAAGUGGGGCACAUUUUUCACCCUAGAUCUAGUGGGCCAUGUCUCACUUACAUUUUAUUGAUUACCAUACAUUUACCUAGAUUAGACUGGUUUGCUUUUUUUGAUUAACCCCUUUUAUAGUAAUACUUGCUAGUUAAUUUGUUGUUCAGAAUCUGGCUAUGCAGUGUGCUGCAUCAAACUCCCAAUCCAUCUAUCCACAAAUGCUUGAUGGCAGGAUACUGUGUGUUCUGUAUACUGCACCCUGGAGCAUAUGACAAACCUGCUUAUUCAGAAACACAGCUGACAUCUCCAGACUCAUAUUAAAGGCUGCCUUUACUUUCUUCAAACGAUGAAUAAACAUUUCCCCCUUAGGAGUAAUGAGGACUCCAUCAAUAAACACCACUACAGGGCACUGCCUUAAUUUACUCAUGUACCUGAGAACACAGGUGGCGAUACUGCAUAGUCAUCAGCCUUCUUUUGUUUCCCUUUUUCAAAUCAUUGCGCAGAGCUAAAUCGGAAGUGUAUGAAUGUUGGUCACGAAGCUGCGUUUGCAUUCUAAAUAAAAAUGGGGGGCCUGAUCUCUGCAGGGCAUCUACCACAGUCAUUGAGAUUAGGGGGCUUUUCUGAAGGGAACAUCAGUGGUUACUCACCUCAAAUUUACACCCUUGAGCUUUGUAGUACUCUGAAAUGCCGAACUCUUACGUCACCCUUGACGAACCAGAUGGACUGUAUGGGGCGGGGGGGGGUGCAAGACACAAGGCCAUGUGAAAGCAUGGCUCACAGGCUCGAACUGUCCUGCUGUCAAUACAACGAUAACGCUAUGAAAGUUCUGACACAGGCAUUGCACUUAGGGGUGAGUAGUGUGGCCAAAGAGAAGCCCCACAGCCAAAGUACGGAAAAUGACCUUUAGUCAGUUUGUGACUUACUAUUGGGCGUCACAAUGGAAUGUUUGAUCUGUGCCAGACUGUUAACAUAGACUGCUAUGGGGUCCUUUCUGUGGAGCACAUCCAGAAAACGCUAGGUCUCUGUGCAGAACAUCCAAAACACGUUAAAUCGACUCCAAGUACUUUAUUAAUAUUUUCCCUGUUGCACAUUCUUCUUGUUUACCUACAAGAUGAGGCAAAUCUGUCGUUAUGUUCCCCUAUUUGAUUUACUUACUCAGUGGUUAAGGUUCACCCGUCACAUUAUGGUUUUCUUUAAGUUAAGCAGGUAUAUUUUAGAAUCGCAUGCAUGUAGAGCACAUUCUGACAUAGGGCUUGAACAUUUAUGAUAGCACAAAUGUG